AUGGUUUCCUUCAAGUGCUCUGCUCUGGCGCUCCUUGCCAUGCAGCUCGUCGGCGUCUUCGCCCAGGCUGAGGCUCAGGAUGCGCCCACGUCGCCCAAGGACCAGCCUCAGCUCAAGGCCGAGGUCAGCACGAGCUUCCCCGACUCGGACAUCUUUGGCGUCAAGCUGGUCAAUGGGCGCCCCACCAAGGCCGUCGUCGAGAUCACCAACAACGAGGCCGAUACUAUCCGCGUCAUGUUCGUCGGCGGCCAGCUGGCUUCGACCAAGCCCCUGCCCGAGGACGCCGACCCCAUGGCCGGCGUGAUCCGCAACCUGUCGACCGUCACUUACGACACCUAUGUCGAGGCCGGCGAGAAGCAGGCCCUUCCUUACUCGUUUGUGCUCGACAUGCAGCCCCAGGAUGUCCAGCUCAACCUGUUCGCCUUCAUCUCCAACUCUGCCGGCCAGAUGUUCCAGCUCCAGGCCCACGGGGACACUGCCAGCAUUGUCGAGGCUCCCACCAGCAUUUUCGACCCCCAGAUCAUCUUCCUCUACCUCGUCCUGACCGGCGUCUUUGGCGGCACUGUCUACUUUGUCUACAAGACCUGGAUCCAGACCCUGUUCCCCCAGGCCAAGCGGCCCAAGACCACCAAGAAGGGCAAGCGCGCCGAGGUUGUCGAGCCCGCCUCGCCUACCGAGACCACGGGCGUUGCUACGGGUGCCGAGACCGAGUUCGAUGCCAGCUGGAUCCCGGCCCACCACAUCAACCGUCCCGUAGCCAAGCGCGUCAAGAGCGGCGCCAGCGGCAAGAGCAAGACCCGCGCCGAUUAA
This is a messenger RNA of Thyridium curvatum, 810 nucleotides long. RefSeq lists its product as uncharacterized. The record is from RefSeq and is a predicted model, not a curated record. The transcript has 3 exons. Gene Ontology annotation, cellular component: endoplasmic reticulum membrane; endoplasmic reticulum. Bases 1 to 810 code for a protein of 269 amino acids. NCBI's taxonomy places the organism in Eukaryota, Fungi, Ascomycota, Sordariomycetes, Thyridiales, Thyridiaceae.